Molecule: messenger RNA, 2026 nt
Organism: Nothobranchius furzeri (turquoise killifish)
Lineage: Eukaryota; Metazoa; Chordata; Actinopteri; Cyprinodontiformes; Nothobranchiidae
Source: RefSeq, a predicted model, not a curated record
AUUCAUUCUGACCUGUCAUGGAGUGUCUCACGCUCUUUGAGGAGUCACCGUUCUGGGGAACGCGUCUGGCAAGCAGGCCACUGCCACGCAGAGGUUCCACUCCUCCGUCCAGGCCUGCUGCGACCAUCUUGCGCAGCGGGUUCCUGACAAUGCAACAGUGGCGGCCCCGGAGACCCUCCACUAAUUCAUGGCCUUCACAGAUCCAAGGUUUAGCAGUCACACCGCUCAAGCCUCACGUCCCUCCCUUCAUGCCACAUCCAGCGGUGGUCCCAGGAGUCGCACCACAUCCAUGUCCAGCGGUGGUCCCAGGAGUCGCACCGUGUCCACGUCCUGCAGUGGUCCCAGGAGGUGCACCUCUUCCACUUCCACCAGCGGUCCCAGGAAUCGCACCGCAUCGAUGCUCAGCAGGGUUCCUACUUUCGCCUUUCCAAGAGGCUCCGCCUGUCCAGGUCCAGUGGUGGUCCCAGGGGUUGCACCGCAUCCACGUCCAGCGGUGGUCCCAGGGGUUGCACCGCAUCCACGUCCAGCGGUGGUCCCAGAGUCCACACCACAUACACGUCCAGCAGAGAUUCCACCAUCGUCUGUCCAAGAGACUCCGCCUGUCCAGGUCCAGCGGUGGUUCCCGGGGUUGCACCGCAUCCAUGUCCAGCAGUGGUCCCAGGAGCCGCACCACAUCCAUCUUUUCCACCUCCGUCUGUCCGGGAGGCACCGUCUGUCCAGGUCCAGCAGUGGUCCCAGGGGUCGCAUCGCAUCCUCGUCCAGCGGUGGUCCCAGCGGUUGCACUGCAUCCUCGUCCAGCAGUGGUCCCGGAGGUCGUGCUACAUCUACGUUCAGUGGUGGUUCCAGAGGACGCUCCACAUCCAGUUCCGGUGGUGGUCCCGGAGGACCCUCCGCAUCCAGGUCCCACGUUGGUCCCAGAGGACGCUCCACAUCCCGUUCCAGUGUUGGUCCUAGAGGAUGCUCCGCAUUCUGGUCCCGAGGCGUUCCAGAGGAUGCUCCACAUCCAGUUCCGGAGGUGGUGCCAGAGGACGCUCCGCAUCCAGUUCCAGCGGUGGUUAUAGAGGCCGCACCGCAUCCACGACUAGCGGCGGUUCCGGUCCAGCCUGUCCAAGAGGCUCCACCUCCAGUCCCAUCAGCGCUACGUCAGGCGCCUUUGUCCACGCCUGCUGCUGCCACAUCUCCAGAGUCUUCUUCCCUUCCUCAGUCUCCAGAGACUUCGUCCCCUCCUCAGUCUCCAGAGUCUUCGUCCCCGCCUCAGUCUCCAGAGUCUACGUCCCCGCCUCAGUCUCCAGAGUCUUCUUCCCUUCCUCAGUCUCCAGAGACUUCGUCCCCUCCUCAGUCUCCAGAAGUCCACGUCCCCGCCUCAGUCUCCAGAGUCUACGUCCCCGUCUCAGUCUCCAGAGUCCACGUCCCUGCCUCAGUCUCCAGAGUCUUCUUCCCCUCCUCAGUCUCCAGAUCUCCAGAGUCUACAUCCCCGUCUCAGUCUCCAGAGUCCACGUCCCUGCCUCAGUCUCCAGAGUCUUCUUCCCCUCCUCAGUCUCCAGAGUAUUCGUCCCCACCUCAGUCUCCAGAGUCUUCGUCCCCUCCUCAGUCUCCAGAGUAUUCGUCCCCACCUCAGUCUCCAGAGUCCACGUCCCCGCCUCAGUCUCCAGAGUCUACGUCCUCGCCUCAGUCUCAUGUGUCUCCACCCCCUCUUACUCCAGGCCGGCCAUCGGCAGCCAUCACCGCCGGUCCGUUCCUCGCCCAUCGCAGCCGGCCUCCUAGGGCCCUCUGGCCACUGCCUCGUCAUCGCCGGUCCCCUGGUCCCAGCUCCUGGUUCCCCGUUGCCGGACCCCAAGACUCCCCUGGUCCUGGCUCCUGGUUCCCCGUCGCCUGUCCCCAAGACUCCCCUGUUCCCGGCUCCUGGUUCCCCGUCACCAACCCCCAAGGGCCCUCCGGUUUCUGCUGGCCUCCCCGACUCCUGAGACCCUGCCAGCUCCUGCAUCUCCGUCUCCGGUCCCUUGUCCCUCAUCGCCGGUCUCUCUGA